Molecule: messenger RNA, 8092 nt
Organism: Uloborus diversus
Lineage: Eukaryota; Metazoa; Arthropoda; Arachnida; Araneae; Uloboridae
Gene: hyd
Product: E3 ubiquitin-protein ligase UBR5-like
Biological process (GO): DNA damage response; protein polyubiquitination; regulation of double-strand break repair
Cellular component (GO): nucleus
Molecular function (GO): ubiquitin-protein transferase activity; RNA binding; zinc ion binding
Source: RefSeq, a predicted model, not a curated record
UAAGUGCAAUUCUUAAGUUUUGGUGGAAUUUAAGUUAAUAAUUUUAAAGAUUUAUUUAUUUUUUUCUUAAAAAAUGACUUCCAUUCAUUUCGUAGUUCACCCUUUACCGGGAAGUGAAGAUCAGUUGAAUGAAAGGCUGAAGGAAGUGGCAGAGAGAACAAAUCGAUGUGGUUACAGUGUUCCAUCUGUUCUUGCACAGUUGAAGAAUGCAUCUGUUCGACAAUGUGUUGUUGGACCCAUGCAUGUUGCAUUUCUUCUUGAAGAUGGACGUAUCUGUCGCCUUGCAUUCUCAGUUGUUUCUGAUCGUCUUGACUUAAGCAAAAAUGAGGCAUCCAAGGCCAUUCUUUACAGCUUAAACCUAAAGGGAUCUAGCAAUUCCAGUUCAACUACAAGAACAACAGCUCCCCGGAAUAGAGGACGCAUCAUGCGCACAACUAAUAGCCGAGGUCGUGGUGCUGGAGUAAUAAUGGGUUCAUCUAGGCCUGUAGUUCCAGCUCCAUAUGUCCCAGAAGAACUAAUUUCUCAAGCACAGGUUGUACUUCAAGGAAAGUCUCGUAAUCUGAUCUUAAGAGAAUUACAGAGAACAAAUUUAGAUGUUAAUUUAGCUGUGAAUAAUUUAUUAAGUAGAGAUGAUGAAGAAGGAGAAGAUGUUGAUGAUAGUCAAGAUUCUUAUAUGCCUGGAGAUGAUUUGAUCUCUUUGCUUGAUGCCAAUAUCCAUGGAGAUCAUCCUAGUGUAAUUAUUGAUGCAGAUGCCAUGUUUUCUGAAGAUAUGUUUGGUUACUCUACUCUUAGAAACAGAUCUGGAAGUCGGGGCCGUUCUGGUGAUAGAGAAAGAGAUAGUGAUCGUGAACGGGAUCGAGAUACGAUGUUUAGAUUGCGGGAGAGGCAAUAUUCUGGUUCAAGAAGAUGGUUAGAGACAGCCCUAAGGGAUAGCGGUGCAAAUGAAAAGCCCGGAGAAAAUGUUGGGACUGGUGAAAAUAAAAAACGAGACAUUGGAGAAUCAAAUCCAUUGUGGCUGUCAGAUGAACUGGAAUUCUGGCCUGAUAAGCCUUGUCAAAGUACACGAUUUGUUCAAAUGGGAGCUCUUUAUUCAGAACUUGUUGCUGUAAAUGCUGCUGGACAGCUAUACCAGUGGAAGUGGACAGAUUCUGAACCUUAUAGAUGCUCAGAGAUUCCUGGAAUUUUUCAUCCAAAAACAAAUAUUCUUGGAUUAAAUGGUGAGAAAAUAGUUCUUCUCUCGGCAUGUUCUGUGAGGGCAACUGUUGUAACUGAGAGUGGAAAAUGUGCCACAUGGUUAGAUGAAACUUUGUCAGCUGUAUCUUCUAAAUUAGAGCAUGCUGCUCAGGUGUUUUCUGAAUUUCAAAUGGAAAAAAUAACAUCUCUUCAUGUCUGUUCUUUGUAUUCAUGUGUCCGUUUGGAAUCUGGUGCAAUAUAUUGGUGGGGUGUAGCUCCAUUCUAUCAACGCAAGAAGUUAUGGGAGAAAGCUAGAGCGAAAUCAAAAAAACAAUCAAAUUCAUAUUCUUCUGAAAUAGUCACUGGUGCUAUGGUUUGCAUGAGAAAUAGUCCAAUGUAUCAUUCUGGAGCUCUUGCUUUUACUAAUUCUGGAAAUGUGCCAAGAGUAGGACAGUUAAUGUCUGCUGCAUGGAAUCUUACUGACACCUGCCAUUUUAAAAUUUUACCACCUGGAUCUAGUGAAAAGAGAAGUGAAAGAGAAAGUAAAGAUGUUGUAAAAAUUGAAAAUAAAGCUGACAGACAAGAAAUGCCCCCUCCUCCUUCUCCUGCUUCAUCAACAUGCAGUGAAUCUGCUUCUAGUCCUCUACCUUCCAAGCGCAAGCAUCGUUCAAGUGUACAAGCAAAGGAUGAUGGAGAUAAAAAGGAGGAAGAAGCCUGGGCUCUAAAAGAUGUUAUUUUUGUCGAAGAUGUAAAAAAUGCUCCAGUGGGAAAAGUUGUGAAGGUUGAUGGUGUGUAUGCUGCAGUUCGCUUUGCAUCUAGUAGUAAUCGAGAUUAUUCAACCAACAAUGGCAACUCAUCUCAAACGCAGCUUGGUUCUGGAACUGAUGACUUGAGUGCAUUUCUUCAAGAAUGUCGUCUUCUGCGUAAAGAUGAACUUUUAGUCAUUAAGAGUGGUAGCACACCAAGAGUUCCUGAUUGCUUUCAACGGUCACCCAGAAAAGUGAACAUAAUAGAUACUAGCUCAAUAUUGACUAUGGCUGUUGAUGCACAAGGUAUUCAUGCUGUUGUAAAAAACAAUGACCGUCUCAGCUAUGUUUUAUACAAUAUAUCGUCUGGAAAAGCAACGCAAGAUAGCCCUUUUCCAACGGAUACUCAGUCAUUUCUUGGUCAAGAUACAAGAUUGAUUUCACUGGGUAUAAGUGGAGAAAACGAAACAGUAGCUGUACUUCGUGACGGUAAUAGUGCAAUUUAUCCACUAUCAAAAGAUUGUACAGAUAGCAUCCGAGAUCCUGUGUGGUUGGAUCUUCCGCCUGCUAGAGCCAUUGGACUCGGUGUUCAUUCAUUGAAAGAUGUUGCUGCAAGUCAAAAAAAUCAAGUUGCAGUUGUUGUUUUAGCCCUUGAGCACCAAACUUUAUUGCCUCCAAUUUUGAAGUGUGAGCAAGAAACCGUGCGGCAAACUCUUUCUUCUCUGGAAAGAGAUUCUGGAACUCCUCUUGGGCAGAAUACGUUACAGUGUGUUUUAAAUGAACGUUGUGAUGGGAACAGGAAUAUCUUUCAUGCUGCUGUCACAACUUGCUUUCCAUCGUCAAAUAAAGAAAAUGAUUUUGGAGAUCUAGUAACAGGAGAAACAAGUGGCAGUGCCAGCUUAGAAUCUUUAGAUUUGUUGAGUGGAGGAGUAGCAUCAAAUGGAAGUGGCCUUCCUUCUCGCAGUGUAACAAUUCGUGAAAUUAUGCGGCGUGCUACAAAUGCAGCCCGCAAUCUUAGUGGACUCGAAAGUAGAGAUCAAGAUGUAGGUAUUCCUACACUUGCUUGGCCUCCAGAGCCUUCAGAUGCAACUACUGGAUCUAUGUCCCCUCUAGGCAGCUUAGCUACUCCCCCUGAAUCAACUGAACGAAAAAGUGCAGCCUUAAGCAUAUUAUGGAACUUGUGUGAAUCACCUGUGCUGAAACCUUUUUUAAAGGAUUUGUUGACCGCAAGGGAUGCUCAAGGUUGUACUCCAUUCAUGUCAGCUGUAUCAGGAAGAGCUUAUCCAGCUGCUUUGAUUUUGAUAGAUACGUUCUUGCGUUUGGCCCAAGAAACUAUUCGUGAUACUGAGUCCAGACAAAAGUAUAUACAACCAAUGAUUUACCCACGAGGAGCUUUACCUGAUGACUCACCAUUGCAUGUGUUGUGCUACAAUGACACCUGUAGCUUUACUUGGACAGGAGCAGAACAUAUUAAUCAGGAUAUCUUUGAAUGUCGCACCUGUGGUUUAACUGGUUCAUUGUGCUGCUGUACUGAAUGUGCUCGUGUAUGUCAUAAAGGUCAUGAUUGUAAAUUAAAGAAAACAUCACCUACUGCAUAUUGUGAUUGCUGGGAAAAAUGUAAGUGUAAAGCACUUGUAUCAGGUCAUCAAAGUUCCCGUUACCAGCUGUUGAACAAGUUAAUUCAAGAUACAGAUCUUGUAACUUUCCCCAAUAGCAGAGGGGAAAGUAUAUUACUGUUCCUUGUUCAAACUGUUGGACGUCAAUCUGUUGAGCAUAAGCAGUACAGACCAUCCAGACCGAGAUCUUCAGCUCCUCGAAAGACUCCUGCAUCAACAUCUGAAAUAGCUGAAUCGGAUAUGCCGGAGCAUGAUUUAGAGCCACCAAGAUUUUCUCGUCGAGCUCUCGAAAGACUGUUAAAUGACUGGAAUGCUGUUAAAUCCACUAUACUAACUGGCUGGAAAGGUGAAGGUGCAUCAUCUUUGAAAUCAACCUUUGGAUUUAUGUAUGAUGAACAGGCAUACUUGGGAAUGCAGAAUGGGACAGCUCUGUUAGACAAAUUUACUCACUGUUUGUUAACUAAAUGUAGUCCAGAAAUGCUGGAUACAUUAUUAACCACUCUAAUCAGAGAAAUUCAAAAUGACACGAAAGAAGGUCGUAGCGCUGAAGCCAUUCUUGUAGCAAGACGCUUUGUCCGAUCAGUUGCUCGAAUUUUUGUUGUUUUAAAUGUUGAAAUGGCACCUAAUACAUCAAAGAAAAAGAAUUUAAGUGCCAUAACCCAACCAUUAGCUAAGUGCAGAAGAGUCUUCCAAGCCCUAAUUACAUUAGCUGUUGAAGAGUUAUGUGAAACAGCGGAUGCUCUAAUUGCACCUGUUAGGUACGGUGUUGCUCGACCCACAGCUUCAUUUUCUUUAGUGUCAUCUAGCAAUGAUGCUGUACAUGGAAGUGAAGAGUUGUUUGCUGUUGAUCCAUUAAUGGCAAGAAAUCUUAGUGAUCUUCCAGUGCGAACUACAAGUGGCCUUGUUGUAGAAAGCUCCCAAUCAUCUCUAGGUGCUGAUGGUUCUUCUCGUGAAAGAGAGGAUGAGGAUCCUGAGGUUGAUGUAAUGGAACGAGAAAUAAGUGAAGAUCAAGAUCCUGAGGAGAGUGAAAGAGAUGAUCGUACAGAACAAUCUGAACAUGAUAAUGUUCCACCAGAACAAAAUGAUGAAGAAAGCGAAAGUGACAGUGAUAGUAACCCUGAUAGUGCAUCAUAUCAAAGUAAUCAAGACAAUGCUAGUGCUCAAAGAAGUGCUACAACUGGUGGAGCAACUGCUGGUUCUGACACUGGUGUUGCCAGUUUACCUUAUUUCUCUGAAGAUGACUCUGCUGAAUCAUCAAAUGCUGAAGACGAAGAAGAAAGUGAAGCUGGUGAAACUGAACCUGAUACUGAAGAAGCAUUUUUAGAUGAACAAUUAGAGCGUCGCAGCAAUGGAGGUUCCUCCGGUCCUAGACCAAACUUAGCUCCUCAGCAUAUGCAAUGGGCACUUAGGCAGAGAGAACCUGGUCGAGGGCCUCUUACAACUUCUGGCAGAUUAGGAUCAAGUGGGCUGAUCUAUAUUGAUCCUUCAUCACUUAGAAGAGCAACUGGAACUAAUGCCUCGGUAUCAGCAACUGUCACACAAGAAUGUACCGCAACUUCAGUUACAACUUCAGUAUCACUUGCUAGAGCUUUUGCAAUUGUGAUGCGUCAGAUUGCAGAUUUGCUAACAAUGCUGCAAGAUUAUCAUGCCCUGAUGCCUAGUUUAGCUAGAGUACUAGAUGUUACAUAUCAAGAUACAGUAAAUCUGCAAAUGUACCUUGAAAGUCAUCUAAGACCAACUUGGGAUUGGUUAAUUACUGUAAUGGAUUCUACAGAAGCUCAGUUACGUUUUGGAUGUGCCUUAACUUCUGGGUCCAAUCCUUCUCAUCCAUCUCAUCCAAUGCAUUCUUCUCAGCAUGCGAGAUCUGUUAGAACAAGAGGUGAAACAGAAGGACGCACAAGUAGCACAGUAGAUGGCCGACGAAGAGGAUCAGAUGGAGUUUCUGCCAGGCGAGACUUUUUGUCUUAUGCUUUAUCCUUAAUGAGAGCUCAUAAUAAUGAACAUUUUGAUUCAGUCCCAAGUCUUGAUGUUAAUGCAUUGAAGCAUAUAGCGUACGUAUUUGAUGGAUUGGUUUAUUAUAUUCGCUCAGGAAUGGAUGGUGCAGAUUCAGACACACUGAGAGAAGGCUUAACUCUUGAUCCUUGGAAUGACCAGGAUGAAAAUGAGAAUGAAGAACCAGAAGAAGAUAACAGUUCUCAAAUUGCUAUGGAAGUUGAUGGUGUUGAUGAUGAAACAUCAAUUUCUGCUAAAGGACGGAAGCAUAUAUUUUUUCAGCGAUCAGACUCCACUCUAUUUUUGGGCUGCCCUCCACCUGAUCCUUUUAACACUCCCUUGGCUGAGUCUUUACUACUUGCAGACCAACCGCAUCUUCUCCAACCAUCUUCUAAGAAAGAGGAUCUCUUUGGCAUACCAAGGUCAUGUGCAGUACCAAAUGAUUCAGUACCUCCUACAAUAGAAUAUACUAACUGUACUGAUUUUGAUAAUGUUCCUACAAAGUUGGGAUUGUCCAUUCGCACUGCAGAAGCCAGGAAGCAAACUACUCCUUCCAAUGUGCCUCUUGUUAAAUUGCAACUAUCAGCUCCUCAACCACCCAGACCACGCCCGCCUCUUCCUCCUGAAUAUGAUGAUCGGGAAAAUUCCUCCGGUGGUAUCAGCGAAUCACGGAGAUCUCAUUCGGACGAUACAGAUCUUCGAAAUGAUUUAUUUACAAACUGUGUGCCAAUGAGACCUUUUGAACAAGAAUUUGCAAUAGCCAUGACUGCCAGUAGUAGGGUACCUUCUGAAUCGAUGGACUAUGAUCCAGAAAAUUUUGUAAAUAGAUCUCUGUCUGAAACUUCUCGUGCUCCAAUCAUUGUUGCUGCUCCUUGUAAAAAAAUUGAAAGUGUGAGUCCUGUGAAAUCAAGUGUUAUUGUUCAUGCCGGUUCAUGCAGACAGUCAGCAUCUGCUAGUCCAGAAUUACCUACUACUUCUUCUAAUUAUAUUGCCGCUCCAAGUCCUGCUCAAGAAAUAACUGUAACUUCAAGCUGUACAACACCUACCGCCACUUCGACAGCUGGUUUAACUUUCUCUCGUGAUGCAAACACAUCACUUGGACAAGAAUCUGCUUCAGGUUUUAACUGUAAUCCAUUCAGGUCUGGAAGCUCAAUGGGACAAAUGUUAUCUCAUGAUAUGUUACUGGGACGCUGGCGAUUAGCUCUUGAAUUGUUUAGCCGUAUCUUUGUUGAUGACGUGGGAGCUGAACCUGGAUCAGUUAUUAGUGACUUAGGUGGCUUUCCUGUUAAAGAAAUGAGGUUUCGGAGAGAAAUGGAGAAACUGAGAAGCUCACAGCAACGAGAUUUGACACUUACAAAGGUUGAACGUGACCGGACAUCGCUUCUUCAACAGACAUUCAAAGAAUUGAACACUCAGUAUAAUAAUUAUAGUCGACGUAGUGGUGGUGGGACGCCACCACUAACAGUUUCACGUGUGAAAGUUACAUUUAAAGAUGAACCUGGAGAAGGAAGUGGUGUUGCUAGAAGCUUUUAUACUGCAGUUGCUGAGGCUGUUUUAUCAUCUGAGCGGUUGCCAAAUUUGGACAGCUGUCAAGUAGGAAAUAGAUCUCUGCAAUAUAAUCUUAUUCAAAGAUUACGAUCUAGAGAAAGAGAAAGGGAGCAGAAGAAAGCCAACCAAAAUUCUCAAAGACUUCGUGAAACCAAAGAACGUGAUCCUGUACUGGCUUUGAGGUUUGAUGCGCCUCCUUUUUCUGUUCCUGGAGAACCAGGCAGCAGCGGUCAAGGUGGAAAUGAACAUCUAAGCCCACAUCGUCAACAACUUGGGCAACGUCUUUAUCCAAGAGUUAGGGCUUUAACACCUUCUCUAGCUAGCAAAGUGACUGGAAUGCUUUUGGAAUUAUCUGCUGCACAGUUGUUAAUGUUGCUUGCAUCUGAUGAUUCUCUUCGGCAAAAGGUUGAUGAAGCUACAGAUAUUAUUUUGUCUCACAGUCGAGAUUCGUCUACAUCAGAUGGAUUACUGGAUUUAGACGUUUUUAACUUGGGAGAGCGCUCUCGCAGGAGCAGCAGUGCAAGGCGUAGUGAUGGAGAAGAAGAUGAUGAUAUGGAUGACAACCACCCCCUCUUCUAUCAACCUGGCAAACGAGGCUUCUAUUCCCCAAGGCAAGGAAAGUGCACGCCCGAAAGACUGAACGCAUUUCGAAAUGUUGGACGAGUACUAGGAUUAUGUAUGUUACAAAAUGAACUCUGCCCGAUCUAUCUCAAUCGUCAUGUCAUUAAAUAUAUAUUAGGAAAACGCAUCAGAUGGCACGAUCUAGCAUUCUUUGAUCCAGUCCUGUAUGAGUCCUUAAGACAAGUUGUUGUUGAUGCAGAAGGAAAAGAAAGCAAUGCAGUGUUUUCAGCCCUAGAUCUUACAUUCUGUAUUGAUCUCUGCAUUGAAGAAGGUGGUGGAAAUGUUGAAUUAGUGCCUGGUGGUCGAGAUAUUGAUGUUACUGCUCAGAAUGUCUAUGAUUACAUUCGAAGAUAUGCAGAAUAUCGUAUGCUACGUUCUCAAGAGAAAGCUCUUGAA